Hordeum vulgare subsp. vulgare (domesticated barley) is the source of this 1311-nucleotide messenger RNA. Its product is annotated as E3 ubiquitin-protein ligase AIRP2-like. The record is from RefSeq and is a predicted model, not a curated record. The transcript has 6 exons. Gene Ontology annotation, biological process: protein ubiquitination. Gene Ontology annotation, molecular function: ubiquitin protein ligase activity. Bases 324 to 1094 code for a protein of 256 amino acids. NCBI's taxonomy places the organism in Eukaryota, Viridiplantae, Streptophyta, Magnoliopsida, Poales, Poaceae.
UGUCACUUGGACUCCUCGGAGCGGUGGGAUGGGACGCGUGGCGGUGGCGGCGAGGUCUCCCUCCGCCCACGCAACCUACCUAUAGGCUAUAGCAGCCCAACUCGCGGGCGGUGCGGUGCGCGGCCGGCCGAAAAGGAGACGACCACCAACUGCAAGUGGAGGCGAGCUUGCCUGCCUGCCUGCUUUCGGUGGAGUAGUGGAGCCGGAGAGCGACCCUCAUCUUUCGGUGUCGCUGUCGAGGUUUCUAUCAAAUUCGGCCCUCCGGCGGCGGGGUUUGAUUCCGCGGCGGCAGCCUCUGGUGGCGGAGGAGGAGGGGCAGGGAGAUGGUGGCGGCGGCCACCCGGAGGUCGUUCAGGGACUCGCUCAAGGUGCUGGAGGCCGACAUCCAGCACGCCAACACCCUGGCGUCCGAGUGCUCGCGGGACUACGACGGGGCGUGCCUGCAGAUGCGCAUGUCCUACAGCCCCGCCUCGCGCCUCUUCCUCUUCCUCCUCCAGUGGACCGACUGCAGCCUCGCCGGCGCCCUCGGCCUCCUCAGGAUCCUCAUCUACAAGGUCUAUGUGGACGGCACCACCACCAUGUCCACCCACGAAAGGAAGGCCAGCAUCAGCGAAUUCUACGCCGUGAUAUUCCCCUCCCUCAUGCAACUGGAGCACGGGAUCAGCGACUCCGACGACCGGAGGCAGAGGGCGGUGUGCUCCGAGAGGUACAGGAGGAGAGACGAGCCGGAGGACAGCAAGAGGCCCGUCUCCGAGAUCGACGCCGAGAUAGAAGAGGAGUGCGGGAUCUGCAUGGAGCUCAACAGCAGGGUCGUGCUGCCCAACUGCAGCCACGACAUGUGCAUCAACUGCUACCGUCAAUGGCGCUCAAGAUCUCAAUCCUGCCCCUUCUGCCGAGACAGCCUCAAGAGAGUGAACUCCGGCGAUCUAUGGAUGCUCACCGACCACCGCGACGUGGUCGACAUGGCGACCGUGACCAGGGAGAACAUCAGGCGCUUGUUCACAUACAUCGAGAAGCUGCCUCUCGUCACGCUGGACAACAUCUUCGAUGCCUAUGAUUCCCAUAGGAUGUUCCUCGUCCUAGGAUGUGGCUGACCAUGGAUGGAUGGAGCAGCUUGACAGAGAGACCCUGUGAUGUGGUCGGUCCUCAGGCUUUGUAAAUACAUGUACAGAUUUACAGUUUGCAAGGAAAUGUUCAGGGGAAGUCAGAAUAACAAUAUGUUAUGCCGUGGAGUAAUGCUUUUGUACAGAUUUGUAAUCUGGAUGGGAACAUGUAGUGCAUGAAGAAGUUAUUACUCCCUCCGUUCUUAAA